Messenger RNA from Dama dama (fallow deer), 1027 nucleotides. Its product is annotated as cardiotrophin-2-like. Bases 1 to 615 code for a protein of 204 amino acids. The record is from RefSeq and is a predicted model, not a curated record. Lineage: Eukaryota; Metazoa; Chordata; Mammalia; Artiodactyla; Cervidae. The transcript is spliced from 3 exons.
AUGACUUCUCAUCUGAUGGCCCCCUUCUGCCUGCUGACCCUGCUGCUGCCACCUCUCAGUUUGGGAGCCCCCACGUCCACAGCUGAGUCUAUCACCCAAGCCUAUAACCUGGCGCUCGACAUGCAGAUGCAGACUUCAGCCCUGCUGCAGACUUACCUCGAGCACCAAGGCACUCCCUUUAGUGAUCCCGACUUCUCAUCCCCCGGACUCUCGCUCAUAACCCUGCCUUCGACCGACAUGCCCUUCGAGAUCUGGCACGGCCUGGAAGAUGGAGAACGUCUGAGCCUCACCCAGGAGGCCUUCUGGUCCUUCAGCCAGCACUUCCAGCUUGCGAAGGAUGAUCAGAGUGACCUGAACCCUGGCAAUUCCAUUGUGGUGGGUCAGCUUGAGGAAGCAAGACUCAAGGCCAAAGGCCUAGCGGGCAACUUGGCUGGCAUCAUGACUGCCCUGGACCUGCUCACCCCCCCAGAAAACACCCCCCAUGGUAGUGUCCCUUUAGGGGACUCGGUCUUCGAGAGGAAGUGUCGAGGGUAUGUAAUAAUCCGGGACUACAGCUUUUGGACAGACCGAGCUGUGACUUUCUUGGGUGAGCUCAAGGCCAAAUACUCUGAAUAGAGGAGGUGGGACUUCCUGUUAGAGGCUGCAACCCUUUCCCCUUCAGUGGAUUCUUCCUUUUUUUUUUUUUUCUCACAAGGGAUUCUUUUAUGCCUUGCUCUUGGCUAGACAGGAGACACAUGUUGUCUAGCAGACAGGGCUUGUGUACCACGUACUUGGGAACAUUUCCUGGGGACCAGGCCUCUAGUUCUUAUACCUGGGCCUUCCUGCCCAGGUCCUGUGGCCCCCCUUCCAGAUCUGGGUGGGACUCCAUGGACAGCAUGUCAUGAAUUCCCAUUCCCGUCGUACUGGUGCUCACUUCCUGGGUGGAAAGAAAUACCUCUUUGAAGACGCUUCACUUACAGUCCAUGGGGUCACAAAGAGUCGGGAGUGACUGAGCGACUAACACUUUUCACUUUCACUUCCCACUCUA